Molecule: messenger RNA, 1249 nt
Organism: Talpa occidentalis (Iberian mole)
Lineage: Eukaryota; Metazoa; Chordata; Mammalia; Eulipotyphla; Talpidae
Gene: CIMIP6
Product: chromosome unknown C2orf73 homolog
Exons: 5
Coding region: 47-922 (291 amino acids)
Source: RefSeq, a predicted model, not a curated record
CCUUCCCGAGAGGCCCCUCACUGCUCGCGUCCGGCCGCAGCCGCCCAUGCAGGGAAAGGAGGAGACGCGGCAACAGUAUAAAAUAGAAGAUGCUGGUAUAAUGUUUGUAACUGAAAAGAAAGAAGAAAGCAAAUAUGAGAAAAAACCUGGAAAAAAUAUACAACAUUCAAAACCAUGUAUUGGGAGAGGACGUGUAUGUUACGCUAAAUUCAUUAACACAAAUUCAAGAACACUGAAUGAACCAGUUCCCUACAUAGAUCCCAAAAAAGGGCAAGAAAAUCAGGGUGACUGGUGGUCACAUGGUAAAGAACUGAAACUUCCCUUCCAGCCACCUUACGACACUAAGAGCACCCAGAGGAGUGACUUCCAAAAACCAACAUGUCCAUUGGUUUUGCCAGUCAGACACAGCAAGUUGCAAAAACCCUCUUGUGGAAUAGUUCCGCUUGCCUCUCCUGAUGCAUCAGCAGAACUUCAAAAGAAUUUUAUCGAGCGCAUCUCUUUUACACAUCACUAUGAUGCCAGGAAAACACCCAAUGAGCCCAUAAAGGGAAAGCGACAAGGAAUUUUUAUACAGACAGAGAUAAAACCAGGGAGUAGACCAACAGUUCCUAAAGGACCAGAGGUAUUACUGAAUGCUCCAGGGUCACGCUCAUCAGAACAGGCCAAAAAAACAGAGAAAGGAAACGCAGCGGAAAGUAAAAUGAUAUCACCCCAACUCUGCCAACAGAAUUCCCAAGAACUGAUAGAGACUAAAACUCACUUAUCAGAAACAGAUGUCAAAGAGGCCACUAAGGCAUGCCCCCGGAGUCCUGAGAGAAGGGAGAAGAUAGCAGAAGUCUUUCAAACCACCGCAGAGGAUGCUCUGCUCACCAGGCACCGUCCUUUAAAUCCACCAGUGAAAAGUCAGGAUAAAUCAGGGUAAAUUAACUUUUUCAGAUAAAAAAACAUGAUCCGGGCCUCCCCUGGUGGCGCAGCAGUUGAGCACUGGGCUGCGAGGCUGCCCACAGCCUCUGCAGCGCCGGUUCAUUCCCCGGCCGCCGGCGAGGGUCCCACAAAAAUAAAUAAAUAAAUAAAUAAAAAACAUGAUUCCUGGAAUAUAGGGAUAUAUGGAACUCUAAGAAUUGUCAUAUAAACCCUCACACUUGCUUUUUCUGUUACCAUUAACAUCAGAACUAACAAUUUAAAUAAAUAGAAAAAUAAAAAUAAAAUAUUCCAAAAUUUUAAGAGUGGUCUCCAACAAGUGAUGGGU